AUGUUACCUCGUCACAAUGCUGGCACUGGCUAUCCGCGAUCAAAGUACGAUUUGGGCAAGAACACUUAUCAAAUAAGCCCGCACAGAUACCAACCCAGGACUUCAUCUACCGCUCGACGACGAAGGCAGACGCUGAUUAAGCUAGUGGUGGCCCUGAGUGUGGUAUUAUUGUUUAUAUUCUUCUUAUGGCCUACUUCUUCAAUAUUUUCAGUACUAUCUUUCGGCUUUAUUUCCUCUCAGGGUAAUUUUCAACUUGAAAAUCUACGAUAUUAUGAUCUAUCAAACGUUCAAGGAUCGGCGAGAGGCUGGGAGAGAGAGGAGCGCAUUCUCUUUUGCGCACCUUUACGAGAGGCCGAGUCACAUUUGAAUAUGUUCUUUAGCCAUCUGCGAAACCUAACGUAUCCUCAUCAUUUAAUUGACUUGGCAUUCCUGGUUUCCGAUACGAAUGACAGAACUCUGGAACGUCUUACGGAGUUAUUAGAGGAACUCCAGGCCGAUGAUGAUCCCAAGCAGCCCUUUGGAGAGGUGUCAAUAAUUGAAAAAGAUUUUGGACAGAAAAUUAAGCAAGAUGCUGAAAGUAGGCAUGGGUUUGCAGCUCAAGCUAGCCGGAGAAAGUUGAUGGCACAAGCAAGGAACUGGCUGCUAAGCGCCUCACUUCGACCGACGCAUAGCUGGGUCUAUUGGCGUGAUGUGGAUGUUGAGACGGCUCCGUUUACGAUUCUCGAAGAUUUGAUGCGACACAAUCGAGAUAUCAUAGUCCCGAAUGUAUGGCGACCACUGCCUGACUGGCUUGGCGGAGAGCAGCCAUAUGAUUUGAAUUCAUGGCAAGAAUCAGAGACCGCACUAGCCUUGGCCGAAACUCUAGACGAGGAUGCAGUUAUUGUCGAAGGAUACGCAGAAUAUGCGACAUGGAGACCACAUCUAGCUUAUCUACGAGAUCCAUACGGUGACCCUGACAUGGAAAUGGACAUUGAUGGUGUGGGAGGUGUGAGUAUUCUUGCUAAAGCCCGAGUCUUUAGAUAUGGAGUCCAUUUUCCCGCCUUCAGCUACGAGAAGCAUGCUGAAACCGAAGGGCUAGGAAAGAUGGCAAAGCGGAUGAAAUUUUCUGUGGUUGGGUUGCCUCAUUACACUAUUUGGCAUAUGUACGAGCCCAGUGAAGAUGAUGUUCAUCAUAUGAAGGAAAUGGAGCAGGAGCGAAAAGCCCGUGAAAAAGAAGAAGAAGAGAAAGCUGUACGAACCCAGAAAAUAAAAGAGACAUUUGCGGAUCCGAAUGCUCAAUGGGAAAAAGACAAGUCUAUCAUUCAAAAUCUUGCAAAAGAAGAAAAGUUAGCCGACAAACCAAGUGAAGACUCAAACAAGAGCAAAGAUUCUACCACAGAAGUUUCCGGCUCACAAACUGAAUCCAAAGGUCCCGAAAAAGAUUCGUCCGUAUCACAAAAGCCACCGGUGGAAAAUGAGUCGGCAUCAAGUCAAGAUAGCACGGUCAUAUCAAAGAAAGUUCCAGGAACGGAAGACAAGGUUUAG
Blumeria graminis f. sp. triticale is the source of this 1524-nucleotide messenger RNA. NCBI's taxonomy places the organism in Eukaryota, Fungi, Ascomycota, Leotiomycetes, Helotiales, Erysiphaceae. The record is from the annotation of a GenBank genome assembly.